This is a messenger RNA of Physcomitrium patens, 3342 nucleotides long. RefSeq lists its product as uncharacterized. NCBI's taxonomy places the organism in Eukaryota, Viridiplantae, Streptophyta, Bryopsida, Funariales, Funariaceae. Gene Ontology annotation, biological process: cytokinin-activated signaling pathway; phosphorelay signal transduction system. Gene Ontology annotation, molecular function: DNA binding. The record is from RefSeq and is a predicted model, not a curated record.
UGGGUCUGGGGGGUGGAGUAGAGAGCGUAGUAGUCGCAUUGUGGUGGUGGUGGUGUAGCCUCGCAGUUCUCGCGCCUUACGUUUGUUCUUCUCCCUCCUCCUCCUCCUUCUCAACUUUCUUUAGUCUCUUCUCUUCUCUUCUCUCUCCCUCGCUCUCUCUCUCUCUCUCGAUCUCCCUCUCUCUGUCUCUGUCUCGUUCGUUAGCAAGGUUGAGACACUCUUUGCCACGCUGCCAUUGAGCUUCGAUCGAUUGUUGUGAGUAGGUUUUGCGGAGCGUUCUGCGCGUGGCGGCAGUGAUGCUUUCUUGAGGUUGCAGCUUGAGGCGAGGGAAAACGUCAUCUGGGCGUCGUUGGGGGGAGCUUUGUGUGUGUUUAGGGGACGGUUGCUGGAAGCGGUGGAUAUGGACGAAUCGGUGGAAGUAGGGAAACGAGAGCAUGUACUAGUGGUUGUGGUGUUGUAGCGGGUGGCUUCAGUCUUGCGAGGUUUGAGUUUAGAGUUGCUGGAGUUGGGAGGUUUGUGGACAGAAGGGGUGUGUUGUGGGAAAUGUGUUGGAGGAGGGGGGGUUUAAUUGGAAGGGAUUGGGGAAGAUAGAAGCGGUGAUUGGCGGCUCUGAGAUCUUGAUCGAGAGUAUGUAAUGGGUGUAGGAAGAGGGAGAAGAGGUGGCGGGGGAAGAGGUGCAGCGGGACAUUGCAUGCUGUGUGCAUCAUGGGUGGAGGGCACUUAAGUAGCAGAAGUGGAGACGAUAUGGCGGAGGGGAACCUAGGGCCAACCAUGACAAGCCUCCAGCAACAGCCUCUGCCGCUGAUUCCAAAUCCCCACAAUAGUCGGCCGUGUUACAGCGCCACCAACAGCUCAAGUAGUAAUGCUCGCGGGGCAAAUCUUGCGAAAUUGGACACUCCCGAUGCGUUCCCCGCUGGGCUGCGGGUGCUCGUCGUCGAUGAUGAACCCGUUACCCUCAUGGUCUUGGAGAAAAUGCUUACCAACUGCUCUUACCGAGUUACUACAUGCGGACGAGCGACAGAUGCACUGUGUUUACUUAGGGAAGACAUCGACAAGUUUGAUCUCGUCAUCAGUGAUGUUAACAUGCCGGAUAUGGAUGGAUUUAAGCUGCUGGAGCUUGUGGGGCUAGAAAUGGACCUGCCUGUCAUAAUGAUGUCUGGAAACGGAGAGACGAGCGCAGUUAUGAAGGGUAUCACGCAUGGUGCGUGCGACUAUCUUCUUAAACCAGUGAGACAAAAGGAAUUAAGAAAUAUCUGGCAACACGUGGUUAGAAAGAGACGACAGGAUGUAAAAAUUGCUCGCGAAACGAAGAGUGUUGAGGAAGGUGGCGUCUGCGUUAGGGAGAAGCGAACUGGGCCAGACGAUGUGGACUACACGUCGUCUGCCACUGGUGACACUGGUGACGGAAAUUGGAGGAAAAAAAGAAAAGGAGAGAACCAGACGUUCAAAGACGAAACUGAAGAAGAUGUUGAGCAGGAGAAUGAUGACCCGUCCACAAUGAAAAAACCCCGAGUAGUGUGGUCUGUGGAACUUCAUCAACAGUUCGUCAGUGCUGUGAAUCAACUAGGAAUAGACAGAGCUGUCCCGAAGAGAAUACUGGAGUUGAUGGGUGUGCACGGUCUCACACGUGAAAAUGUUGCCAGCCACCUGCAGAAAUACCGCUUAUAUUUAAAGAGAAUCAGUGGCGUCAGUAAUCAGCAGAGUAAUAUGAGCGCACAUUUUGGAGGACCUGAGCCAUUCUCUAUGCUGUCUCCUGAUAUGAGUGUGAGUAUAGCAAACGGGCAGCUGAAUCCUCAGGCCUUGGCCCAAUUCCACAUGCUGGGCAGGAUGAAUUCAUCCAAUGGAGUAGGUUUUUCUGGUGGCCUCGACCCCAUGUUAAGUCACCAAAUUUUUCUGCAGGACUUGCCUAGACCUCCUCAUUUGAAUAACAUGCUCAAAAGAAACACCGGCAUGCUCUCUCCUCUGCCAAACGCAAUGCCACACUUGGAACCUCAACUCGCUGAGUGUCACCAUAGCAGCCACCACCUGCCUGUGAUGAAUGAAUUGGAAGACUUCUCUACCAAUUCCAAGGUUUUUCCACAGAUGAAUGGUAACCUUGACGUAUCUAUUGCGUCUCUAGGAGUCGGGAAUGGAGGCCUUGGCUCCAACCCUAGCAAUGACACACUAUUGAUGCAUAUGCUACAGUCACGGACAGCUCAGCAAGGUAGCGCGUUAUCGCCAACUUUGCCACAACCUAGAGGUGGUCUGACUCCAACUCAUCUUCUAUCCAAUGAUGUCGGUUUUGCUUCUGUUGGUUCAUUGCCAAACUUGGCCCCUGCUGUUGGAUUAUCAGCCAUAACUGGAUCAGGUGGCGCAAGGGAUCUCUCACCCUCAGCAGUUGGCACAGGAGGCUCUUUAUCAAGUCCUCUGGGACCUUUAGUCCGGCGGCCGCUGAUGGUUGAAGAGCCAUCUAAUCUUGUGAACUUCAGCAUGGCUCCCUCUGUUCAAUCACCGAAACCUGGAGGUGGUGCAGGUGUGAAUGAGAGCUUGGAUCAGCAGCCGACAAUGUGGGGAUUGUAUAACCCUUUAACCCAAUUAAACCCUGGGCACUCACGGGGGCUUUCUCAGGACAAUUUCCCAUGGUCGGGAUUGGCCGUGAAUCUAGGUUUGGGAGACAGCCAGUCUUUAAGCGUGGGUAUGAGUUCGGGCUUAGGCGCCCAGUUUUCACCUCAAGGUCAAGACCAUGGGAUUGGGUUUGCAUCUCCUGGACAGGGGUCGUACAAUCGCCAAAAUGUGAGCUUUCCAGUAAGUUCCGCACUGGAUGGCAGAAUGGUUAGGUCUUCUUACGAGCCGUAAGGUCUUCUAGUCGGGUAGAGAACCUGAAGCUCAUAACUGCGGUAGGCUAAUGACAUCUAAGCUUUAUUAUAUGAAAUUCUAACCAGCUGCAAUGAGGGGUUCUGUAAUAGUUUGCUGAGAGUUUUCUCCCUUUAAAGUCUGUCUGUUCAGACAAUUUGGAACAGCUACUCUUUGAGGUCCUUGCUUUUAACCUCGUAGUGCGCGUAGUUCGGAGAAGGUCAUUAGGCCAUGUGGUUUUUCUAAUUGAAGCAGGCGGCAGCAGUUCUAGCCCUUGCUUGAAACAGCCGUUGCACUACGUCGAUUUCAAUCUUCUGGAAGGCGGUGCUCCCCAUGCAGUUACAAAUUCAGUGAUAAGUCGAUUCGGCAAUCAAGAUACUCCACUGUGCGCCAGGGUAAUCGUUGGUGCUAAUCUGCUGACGAGACUCUUGGGGAGCUCAGUUACACCCUGUUCAUGUAAUUCAAACUUUCGCCUUAUGACAUUCUCAAAACUCUAGAAAAAUGCUCGGA